AUGAGUGAAGAUUUGGUCACUGCUGGUGCAGCAGAGGCUGCGCAGAGACAAGUCCGAGUGCAGCUCAUCAGCCAGGAGGAGGAAAUUGCUCUGCCUGAAAGCACCGGCCCAAUUCUUGUUCCUACUGGACUCCGACGAUAUGCGCUCUCAACACUGGUGAACAACCUUCUCUCAAGCGAAAAGCCCAUUCCAUUUGAGUUUUUGAUCAAUGGAACUUUUUUGCGGACCUCGAUUGAUGAAUAUUUGGUCGACAACGGUAUCUCUGCUGAAACGACACUCGAGAUUGAAUAUGUUCGAGCUUUGAUCCCGCCCCUGCACAUCGCCUCGUGCGACUUUCACCAAGGGCCAUGA
This is a messenger RNA of Penicillium egyptiacum, 351 nucleotides long. NCBI's taxonomy places the organism in Eukaryota, Fungi, Ascomycota, Eurotiomycetes, Eurotiales, Aspergillaceae. The record is from the annotation of a GenBank genome assembly.